CACGGGUAUAUAAACCCUGGCAUAUCAUCAUCACCCACAGUGCUCUACACACCUUCAUACAACUUAAGCCAUCGUCUUCCUCCAAGCUUUCAAUCAUGAAGGUUGCUGCUGCUGUGCUGUGUGUGGUAGUGGCUGUGGCUGGUCUCCCCGCCCCUCAGUCAUCUUCAUCCACAGAGUGGCCCAUAAUUCCAUACGACUUCGGGUACGAGGUGUCUGACGCGGAGACGAACAACUACCAAAAUCGCGCUGAGAUCAAGCUGCCCAACGGUGAUGUCUUCGGCUCUUACUCUCUCUUGCGGCCUGAUAAUGUGAUUAUGACUGUCACCUACAACGUAACGGGAGACGAUGGCUUCCGUUAUUCCAUCGUCAAGACAGAUCUUGAUACUCCUGCAAGCUAGACGAUCCAGUGUUGUUGCGAAAGAAAGGGAGAGAAAAAGUCUGUGUGUGAGAGAGAGAGAAUCAUAUAGCAUUAUUAUCAUUGUUACUUUUUCAAAUUUGUAUAUUAUUCAAUAGUCAUGAAUCUCAGAUGACCUGAAUGUGGAAGAGUGUGUCCGCUUGUAUUCAUGGCGUGUGUACAGUAUGUGUGAGAGAGAGAGAGAGAGAAAAUAAUGAACCAUAAAAUAAUCUGUCUGUUCUGACUCUAGUCUUGUAACACUGUUGUUGACCUGUGUGACAGUACUGGCUGACUGUCACAAACACACACAUAAACCUUCACACUUACACUCACGUUAUGUUGUAUGUUCCUUUUGUCAGUUUACUCUGCUUCUUGUUAUUAUCAUGUACAAAUAAAUAAUAAACCUAAAACAUG
Homarus americanus (American lobster) is the source of this 808-nucleotide messenger RNA. RefSeq lists its product as uncharacterized. The record is from RefSeq and is a predicted model, not a curated record. The transcript has 3 exons. Lineage: Eukaryota; Metazoa; Arthropoda; Malacostraca; Decapoda; Nephropidae. The coding region runs from base 96 to 398 and encodes 100 amino acids. Gene Ontology annotation, cellular component: extracellular matrix.